Molecule: messenger RNA, 1509 nt
Organism: Portunus trituberculatus (swimming crab)
Lineage: Eukaryota; Metazoa; Arthropoda; Malacostraca; Decapoda; Portunidae
Exons: 2
Coding region: 1-1509 (502 amino acids)
Source: RefSeq, a predicted model, not a curated record
AUGUGGAGAAAUGAAGCCUUUCAGUUCACUUGCUUGCCUCAGGGAUUGUCUUCUGCCCCCCGCACCUUCACAAAAUUAUUAAAACCUGUUUUGGCCCACUUACGGAAACUAGGGAUUACAGUCUCUUGUUACAUAGAUGACUGCAUUUUCAUUGCAGCCUCAAUCGGAGAGCUGAAAGACAAUGUAAGGUAUGCUGUACAACUUUUUGACUCUGUGGGGCUGACAGUUAACUUGAGUAAGUCUGUUCUCGUUCCCAUGCAAGAAGUAGAGUUUCUUGGUAUUCUUCUUAAUUCCUUAGAGAUGACUGCUACUUUACCAUUACGAAGGAAAGAUGGCAUUAAAAAGCAGGACGGCUUACUGCUUAAGGGAGACACUACUUUAUAUGAUUUAGCGGCCUUUAUCGGACUUGCUGUUGCGUCCGAUCCUGCAGUUACUUUAGCUCCUCUCAGAUACAAAUACUUGGAGAUUAUCAGAAACAAGGAAUUGGUUAAGAACAAAGGCAAUUACUUAGUGAAGAUUACUCUGGAUGAUCAUGCCAAGGAGUUGAUUACCUGGUGGGUCUGCAAUAUAGACUCUCAAUCUAAGUCUCUUCGUUCUUGUCACCCUCGGUGGGAGGUAAAGACUGAUGCUUGUUUAACUGGCUGGGGUGCAGUAUGUGGUAUUGACAGAACAGGGGAUCAUUGGGCACAGGAAGAGUUAGACCAUAUCAACUGCCUGGAACUUAAGGCCAUUUUACUGGAAUUAAAGUCUUUGUGUAAGGAUCAUAGUCACACAGGAAUAUCUAUAAGAUCAGAUAAUGCUACAGUUAUUGCUUACUUGACUCGGGGUGGUAGUACAAAGUUCGGCCUCAAUAGUAUAGAUCUGUUUGCGUCGGGAAUCAACACUCAAGUUCCGACUUAUGUCUCCUGGAAGCCAGACCCUAAUGCUGCAUAUACAAAUGCCUUCACAAUGGAUUGGAAUGAUAAGAGCCUGUAUGCUUUGCCACCUUUCAGUGUCAUUGGCAAGAUGUUAAAGAAGAUUCAGGAGGACAAGGCUACUGUGAUCUAUAUCCUACCUCUUUGGCCAAUGCAGAUUUGGUUCCCUCUAGCACUGCAGUUGUUGGCAGAGACCCCACUCCUUCUCCCUCGGGAGCUCCUGGUGUUGCCACAAGACCCGGGCUUCAAGCACCCCCAGGCAACCAAAUUGAAAAUGACAUCGAUGAUCCUCUCUGGCAAUCGCUUAAGAACCAGGGCCUUUCAGAGGAGGUUGCCAGAUUUCUCCUUAAGGUCAUGGAGACGAAGCACUAAACUGCAGUAUGGACCACAUAUCAGUAGAUGGGUGUCAGUUUGUGUCAGCAGGAAAAUUUAUCCUAUUUUGCCACCUUUAAAUUUCCUGCUGGAAUUUUUAUUACUUGAGUUUAAGAGAGAAAAGGGACGGGGCUAUAGCACCAUGAAUACCAUUCGUUCUGCCACUUCUGCAAUUGCUACUAUUGCUGACAGACCAGCAGGCCAGCAUCCCUUAGUGAGAUGA